Molecule: messenger RNA, 1780 nt
Organism: Anopheles stephensi (Asian malaria mosquito)
Lineage: Eukaryota; Metazoa; Arthropoda; Insecta; Diptera; Culicidae
Gene: hbn
Product: retinal homeobox protein Rax
Exons: 5
Coding region: 372-1424 (350 amino acids)
Biological process (GO): regulation of transcription by RNA polymerase II
Molecular function (GO): DNA-binding transcription factor activity, RNA polymerase II-specific; RNA polymerase II transcription regulatory region sequence-specific DNA binding
Source: RefSeq, a predicted model, not a curated record
CGGUUAGCACGGUCACUUCUAGGCAGACGUUCGAGUAGAUCACUUCGGGGACUCAGGGUUGGAUUUGGUUGGCAGUGCGAAUAGUUGCGUUUAGUGAUCGUGUGGCUACGAGUGGCGUGACUGGAUGUGAUUUUGUGACAUUGGGAUAAUUGAACCGACAUUUGAAAGCUAAUUUGUGUGGAUAGAAUUUUAAGCAGUGUUGUGAUUGUGUGAAGUGAUCGAGUGAGCGUGCGAGCCAGCUAUUAAAAAGUGCUCCAAAAGAGAGAGAACUGCACACGGUGAACAGGAAAACUCGUCCAAGAUCUUCUUACGGGAAAGUGCUAAGCUAGAAGUGUGAAAAAAAGCCCCAUUCCUCAACUCUGUGGAAUCAAAUGUUGAAGAUGAUGUCAGGAGCCGUGCACGCCGAACGCGUCAUCCGCGCGCCGCCACAGAGCAGCACGAUUUCGAAGCCGCGAGCCGUCUACAGUAUCGAUCAGAUACUGGGCAAUCAUCACCAUACGCGAAGGACUAACGGGAGCAGCAACAUCACCACCACCACCACCGCCAACAACAACAACAACAACAGUCUUACGAUUAACAACAACAAUAAUAAUAACCUCGAUCAGGAAAAUUCGCUCAAGCGCGAAGGAUCCCCGGUGGAGGUGCACGAUAAUGGCGUCGAUGUGGACAACGACGAUGAGCUGCCGAUCAUGGGUGACAUCGAUCCGAUGGAUAACGAUCCGAACGAUAUGGGCCGGCCGAGAAAAAUUCGAAGAUCUCGGACAACGUUUACCACCUACCAGCUACAUCAGCUGGAACGGGCGUUCGAGAAGACGCAGUAUCCGGAUGUGUUCACCCGCGAAGAGCUGGCGAUGCGGUUAGACCUCAGUGAAGCUCGCGUACAGGUUUGGUUCCAGAAUCGUCGUGCAAAGUGGCGCAAACGAGAGAAAGCCAUGGGACGGGACACAUCUGCCUUCCUCCAUCACGAACAAGGAAUGCCUGAGUUUCCACUGGCACUACCGCUAACGCACAACAUACCCCAUCCAGCGCUUCCGACCGAGUUUUGGCCACCGAACUUUGGCCUACAUCCUUCGCUGCUUCCGGGCACGCACGGGCUACUGCACCCGAACGUGAUGCCCAACUACAAGAUCCCCAACUUCCACGCGAUUCUCUCCCAGUACAUGGGGCUUAACAAUCUGUUCGGUGGCUAUCCGCAGAAUCUCAGCAUCAACACACGCAUCAGCCCACAGAACAGCCCCAAGGAGAGUCCCACCAGCGUGCCAAUACCGGGGACCGGGGUCGGGCUCAACAAUACGAGCAACAGCAGUACGAACAGUGGCAUGCUCAGCAGUAGCAGCAGCAGCAGCAGCAGCAGUAGUAGCAACUCCAACAUAAGCGUCGGAAGCAACAGCAAUACCAGCAAAGAGUGUAUCGUUGAGAAGUAAGCGCGACAGGUGGGCGGCAGAUAAGACCGCAAUGAUGCAAUAUGUAAGAGGACGCGACUAGCAUUAGUUGGAAUAAACAUUUCCUUACACAGGCACUGGAAGGUGUUGUAUAUAGAGCCAGAGCUGCUGAGGCCCAUGUGUGCCGUACCACAAUUCGUAUACGUGAUUUAAGUUAGCAAGUUUUGUUUGUUUUAUCGUAUUCGUUUCGUUUGAUAGCAUAUUCGCUCGAGCAGGACCCAAGAUCGAAGAGCACGAUCGUAGUAUACAGUAUUAGGGCUAAUCGGCGAUCGUGACUGUAUUCCGGCUAACCAGAUGUGUACAUAUAUUAUUUAAACGCACAGAAACGCAAGAAGAUA